Molecule: messenger RNA, 3925 nt
Organism: Poecile atricapillus (Black-capped chickadee)
Lineage: Eukaryota; Metazoa; Chordata; Aves; Passeriformes; Paridae
Product: 1-phosphatidylinositol 4,5-bisphosphate phosphodiesterase zeta-1-like
Exons: 14
Coding region: 1-2154 (717 amino acids)
Biological process (GO): positive regulation of cytosolic calcium ion concentration involved in egg activation; intracellular signal transduction; lipid metabolic process
Cellular component (GO): nucleus
Molecular function (GO): phosphatidylinositol-4,5-bisphosphate phospholipase C activity
Source: RefSeq, a predicted model, not a curated record
AUGUUGAAGAACCCCCGAGCAAUUCACCAGUCUUCACAGAACUGCGAAUCUACCUUGCUGAUCGACUGCAUCUCGGCGGUACGGGAGCGUCCUCCCCGCUGGAGUCGGUCCUGCCGCUCCAGCCGUCACUCAGCGUCCGGCGAGACUCCUGAACUCCGGCCGCUCGAACCCGCGUGUAUCGGGGAGCGGUCCCGGGUUUCGGCAGCACUUGUCGCCUCGGGAAUCUUCCUUAACCUGACGUCUCAUACGUGGUUUUGGAAUACAAUUCAGAAUGAUUUCAAGAAUGGGAAUGUUGAUUUAGAGGGCUGCAGGAGGCUGCUUGAAAAAAUGCAAAUAAAAUUUGAUGAAGACCAUUUAAAACAUAUUUUCAAGGAAACUGUGGACAAACAGUCAGGAAAUAUUAUUGGCAUGGACGACUUCAGAGCAAUUUAUCGAGCUCUUGUACACAGGCCUGAAUUUGAAGAACUAUUCAAGGCUUACUCGACAGAUGGCAAAAUUCUACCUGACAGCCAGCUCCUUGAAUUUCUUACAAAAGAACAAUUUCAAACUGAAGCUAAUGAAACAACUGCCUUAGAAAUUAUUAUGAAGUAUGAACCCAUUGAUGAAGUGAGGAAGAAAAGGCAGUUGUCAUUUGAAGGAUUUAUAAGAUACAUGAACUCAGACGAAUGUUCAAUAUUUAAAAGCCAGCACAAGACCGUCUAUCAAGAUAUGAACCAGCCAUUAUGUGACUAUUUUAUUUCAUCUUCUCACAACACCUACUCGAUAGCUGACCAGCUAAUGGGACCCAGUCACUUAUGGGGCUAUAUCAGUGCUCUGUUAAAAGGAUGCCGUUGCCUGGAGAUUGACUGCUGGGAUGGCACCAACAACGAACCUAUUGUGUAUCAUGGUCACGCUUUAACAAGCAAAAUUCCAUUUCGCUCUGUAAUUCAUGUGAUUGACAAGUAUGCAUUUAUGUUAUCUGCCUAUCCAGUUAUACUGUCUCUGGAGAACCACUGCAGCCCUGAACAGCAGGAAGUAAUGGCAGACUGCUUGAAAAGUAUUCUAGGUGACAAACUUCUCACUACACCAAUUGGUGGUGCAGUAGAUAUGACUGAACUGCCUUCUCCUGAGGCAUUAAAAUUCAAAGUUCUGAUAAAAGAUAAAAAAGUUGGAACAAAUGAGGAAGGUCUGCUCAGGAUGGAUGCUGAAUAUGGUGGUGAGAUAGAGGAACUGAGUGACUCUGAAUCUGAGUCUGAGGAUGACGACGCAGAUGACACGUUACCUCUUCAGCCAUCAAGGAGUCCCACCAGAAGAAGAAGAAAUCAUAGACCUUCUCUCCCACCUCAAAAAAAACCAAAGGUGAGAAAGGGAAAGAUUGCCCUUGCAUUGUCAGACCUCGUGGUUUAUACCAAAUCUCAGAAGUUUGUGAGCUUUGAGCAUUCCCUGCAGCAUCAGCAGUGUUAUGAAAAUAAUUCAAUUGAAGAGAGUGCAGCACAAAAACUUUUAAGAUCUUCAGCUAAAGAGUUUAUUUCACAUACUACAAGAUUUAUUACAAGAAUUUACCCCAAGGGAACAAGAAUGAGCUCGUCAAAUUAUAAUCCUCAGGAGUUCUGGAAUGUGGGGUGUCAGAUGGUGGCCUUAAACUUCCAAACACCGGGAACAGAAAUGGAAUUGCAAGAUGGAAAAUUCCUGGACAAUGGUGGUUGUGGCUAUGUGCUGAAACCUGUAUUCUUGAGGGAUCGCAAUACCACAUUUACACCCCGAAAUGUGGGAGGAUACAGCAAACCAAUGUCUCUGUCAAUAAGGCUCAUCAGUGGCCAUCAGUUACCACGCAGCAGCACGUCAAGGAGCAACAAAGCUAACCCCAUGGUACAGAUAGAAAUCCAUGGUGUACCAGAGGAUGAAGCAAGAAAGAACUCUAGUAUUGUAAGAAGCAAUGCUUUGAGCCCUAAAUGGAAUGAAACAUUCUCUUUUAACAUCCAAGUUCCAGAACUGGCAAUGAUACGCUUCUGCGUGCAGAAUGAGAUUUCUGUGUGUAACAACGAAUUCCUUGGCCAGUACACUUUACCUGUGAUGAGCCUGAAUACAGGUUACCGUAACAUUCCAUUGAUAUCCAAAGAAGGCAUCAAGCUGGAACCUGCAUCACUCUUUGUUCAUAUCUGGUAUUAUCACUGAUGCUCCACAGAAGAAAUCAUUCUGGAGGAUUGCCCCCUGCUCCAAUAAAAUAACAUCUCUGGCUUCGCAACAGCCCCAGUGGCCUGAUUCCCAGAGAGGCACAUUCACAAUGAUUUUGUGAAGCCAGAGGGAAUAUUAUGGAGGGGGUAUCCCAAAUAAGGGCUGCUGUCCUUGGCCCUACUGCUGUUUUUCUGUAGGAGAAGACUGGGUCUGAGAAAACCUAAGGAGCCUUGAGGUGCACAGGUCCAUGGGACGUGAUGAGAAACAUCCACAGGUCCUGAGGAAACUGGCCUGAGCCGCGAUCCCUCACUUGGGAAGUCAGGGCAGGUUGGGGAAGUUCCCACUGAUGGAAAAAGUGGAAACAUAGCCCACAUCUGCUAUCAAAAUCAGCGUUGAGGGAGGUGAUUUUACCCUCCUAGUCUGCUCUCAGGAGAUCCCACUUGGGAAGUUGCAUUUAGCUUUGGGGCCUCCAACACAAGAAAGAGGUUGAUCUUUUGGAGAGAGUCUAGAGGAGGGUCAUGAAAAUGAUCAGAGGUGUGGAGCACCUCUGCUGUGAGGAAAGGUUGAGAGAGUUGGAGCUGUUCAGCCUAGAGAAGAAAAGGCUCCAGGGAAACCUUAUAGAACCUUCCAGUAGAAGGGUAUGUAGCGAUUGGAAAAGGGUGGAUGGCUUUAAACUGAAAGAUUAAACUGUAAUUUACAUUUAACUGUAAAUUAAACUGUAAGUUUAACUGGGUAUAAGGAAGAAAUUAUUUACUGUGAGGGUGGUGAGGCACUGGCACAGGUUUCCAGAGAAGUUGUGGACUCCUCAUCCCUGGAAGAGUUCAAAACCAGUAGGAUGGGGCUCUGAGCAACCUACAAAGUGUCUCUGGCCAUGGCAUGGGGUUGGAAUGAGAUGAUCUUUAAAAUCCCUUCCAACCCAAGCCAUUCUGUGAUUCAAUUAUUCUAUGAAUGUUUAGAAACAAUUAAUAAACACUGAAUGCUUUUGAAUAUUUUAAAAAUUGAGUUAAUGUCAGUUGAAGCUAAUUUCAAAUUUAUGAUUAAUUAUUGAGUGAGAAUAAUAAUCCAAUACAUAUAAGAGAUCAUGCUAAUUUUUUAGGAUAUAAGCAUGUGAAUUUGGCAUUUUUAUUUGUAUUGAACAACAUCUCUUACCAUUGUAGCUUUUCAAGGGGACAGGAAAAAUUAUACAUACAAUGUUCCCUUUAAAUUUGGAAAAAGUGGGCUCUGACUGAAUUAUUCCUCUUUAGUGCCCACUGUCAUUUUCUUACCUGAAAAAAUAGUUUUCAGAAAAAAAUUAAAAUCAUAAAAAAAUCAUAUGCUAGUAUUGGUACCUUUCCUUAGCUUAGUCUUGAAUGUUCUGCUGCUAAAGCAAGAUAAAAAAAUUCAUGGAGAGUUUGUAAAGAACCAUAUUCCUCAUAGGAGCAGGGAGCUCAGGAUACAUCUUACCGGGAACUCAGAAAGUUGGAAACACAGUAUUCCGAGGAGAACUGGAGAGUUUUAGAAAAAUCAAGGGUUGAUUAUGUGUGUGAAAUCUAGGAGGACAACUACUUGCUUAACAUCAGUGUAGAUCUUACCCAUAAGACACAAUUUUCCCAUCUUCCUUUCAGAACUGAAGCAUUGUUGACCUUCCACAGGACUACAGUUACACAACUAAUGGCAGAUUUGUCACUCAAAUAUGAUUUUUUUUUUAGAAAAGGAUGUUUUAUCAACAAGUUUCUUUAAUAUCAAAUAAUAUUGCUUAAGUUUACAGACAGUUCUGAUGAUAGAUUGUAAU